UACUCCGUAGUCGGUACGCGGUCGGUAGUUUAGGCUUCAGGUUCAGUAUUUUCAUUUCAUUUGUAUGCAGUCGACAUUACAAGCUUCAUUCUUUUGAGAAUAGCAGUUUGGUUGUUGAAUUGUUACAAAAAUCAUGGCAGGAUCAAACCCAUUCCAGAAGUAUCUGAAAACUCUGACGGUAGGCAGUAAGGAGUACAAAUAUUUUGACUUGCCAGCUCUUGGAAGUCAAUAUGAUAAGCUGCCCUACUCAAUUCGGGUACUGCUGGAAUCGGCGGUGAGGAACUGCGAUAACUUCCAAGUGAGAGAGAGCGACGUGGACAAUGUGUUAAACUGGAAUCAAAGCAAGGCUAUAGAGGGCGUCGAAAUUGCUUUCAAACCGGCUCGUGUUAUUCUACAGGAUUUGACAGGCGUAGCAGCCGUGGUGGAUUUUGCGGCGAUGCGAGAUGCAGUGAAAGACCUGGGUGGAAAUCCAGACAAGAUCAACCCCAUCUGUCCCUCGGAUCUGGUCAUUGAUCACUCGGUGCAGGCUGAUUUUGUCAGAUCUCAAGAUGCUCUCAGCAAGAACGAAGCUCUUGAAUUUGAAAGGAAUAUGGAACGGUUCACAUUCCUGAAGUGGGGCACGAAAGCGUUCCGCAACAUGCUGAUCGUGCCACCCGGCUCUGGCAUCGUGCACCAGGUGAACCUGGAGUACUUGGCGAGGGUGGUGUUCACAGACGGCGAGGUGCUCUACCCUGACUCAGUGGUCGGCACAGACUCGCACACCACCAUGAUCAACGGCCUGGGUAUUGUCGGAUGGGGAGUUGGAGGAAUCGAAGCAGAGGCAGUGAUGCUGGGUCAAGCGAUCACCAUGCUGCUACCGGAAGUUGUUGGUUACAAAAUUGUUGGCAAGCUCAACCAGUAUGUUACAUCUACUGAUCUUGUACUUACCAUUACAAAGCACCUGAGACAGCUGGGAGUGGUGGGCAAGUUCGUGGAGUUCUUCGGGCCGGGAGUGGCCGAGCUGUCCAUCGCCGAUCGUGCGACAAUCAGUAACAUGUGUCCCGAGUAUGGAGCCACCAUCGGCUUCUUCCCGGUCGACAGCAACAGUUUGGAGUAUUUGCGACAGACUAACAGAUCAGAGAUGAAAAUCCAGUGUGUGGAGACUUAUUUGCGAGCGACGAAGAUGCUGCGCAACUUUGCCGACUCGAGCGAGGACCCCACCUUCUCCGAGGUGGUGACCCUUGACCUGAGCACAGUCGUGUCGUGUGUGUCGGGCCCCAAGCGCCCUCAGGACAAGGUCGCCGUAAGCGAGAUGAAGACGGACUUCGUCGGAUGUUUGACUAACAAGAUUGGCUUCAAAGGAUUCGGCCUGUCACCCGAUGUGUUGAACAAGAAAGUGCCUUUCCAGUUCCAAGGCAAAGAGUACACUCUACAGCAUGGCUCUGUUCUCAUUGCUGCCAUCACGUCUUGUACAAACACAAGUAAUCCUUGUGUUAUGCUUGGCGCUGGUUUGUUGGCGAAGAAAGCAGUGGCUCUGGGCCUGUCGGUGGCCCCCUACGUGAAGACAAGCCUUUCGCCCGGCUCAGGUGUGGUCACCUACUACCUGAAGGAGAGCGGAGUCGUGCCCGCCCUCGAGAAGCUCGGCUUUGAUGUGAUUGGCUUUGGAUGUAUGACCUGCAUCGGCAACAGUGGGCCUCUCGAUGACGCCAUAGUUGAGGCUGUCGAAAAGAACGACCUGGUGUGUUGCGGUGUUCUGUCCGGCAACCGUAACUUCGAGGGUCGAAUUCACCCGAACACUCGAGCCAACUACCUGGCCUCGCCUCUGCUCGUCAUCGCCUAUGCCAUCGCCGGCCGCGUUGACAUCGAUUUCGAGACUGAACCUAUUGGCAAAUCAUCGGAAGGCAAGGACGUGUUCCUGCGUGACAUCUGGCCUCUCCGCAGCGAGAUCCAAGCGGUUGAGAAGCAGCACGUGAUUCCAGCCAUGUUCAGGGAUGUGUAUGCCAAGAUUGAGAACGGCUCAAACAAGUGGCAGGCCCUGAAGGCUCCCUCCGAUCAGCUGUAUCCCUGGGAUGCACAGUCCACCUACAUCAAGCGGCCACCGUUCUUCGCUGGCAUGACCAAGGACCUGCCCGCCAGGACGAGCAUCACAGGAGCGCGUGUGUUGCUGUUUAUGGGUGACUCAGUCACAACUGACCACAUCAGUCCGGCCGGCAGCAUAGCACGCAACAGUCCCGCUGCCAGAUAUCUCGGACAGAGAGGAUUGACGCCGAAGGAGUUCAACUCGUACGGCUCACGACGAGGCCACGACGAGGUGAUGGCUCGAGGCACAUUCGCCAACAUCAGGCUCGUUAACCGGCUCGUUACAAAGGCUGGGCCCCGCACCAUUCAUCUCCCAUCCAACGAAGAGUUGGAUGUGUUCGACGCAGCACAGCGCUACCAAGCGACCAACACUCCUUUGAUUCUGAUUGUGGGUAAGGAGUAUGGCAGUGGCUCCUCCAGGGACUGGGCCGCCAAGGGACCUCUCCUAUUGGGUGUGAAAGCAGUGAUCGCCGAGUCGUACGAGCGCAUCCACCGGUCGAACCUGGUCGGCAUGGGUCUGAUUCCGCUGCAGUUCCUGCCGGGUGAGACGGCUGACAGCCUCGGCCUCACCGGCCAGGAGACCUACACCAUCGAGCUGCCAGGCGACCUGCAGCCCAAGCAGCAGCUGACUGUCCGCCUCGACACCGGCAAACACUUCCAGGUUGUCGUCCGCUUUGACACCGAGGUCGAUCUCACCUACUAUAAGCAUGGCGGCAUUCUCAACUAUAUGGUUAGGAAGAUGGCUCAUUGAGAGUAGCUCCUAUACAGGAACGAGAUAUUGUAUCUGAGAAGCGUAUGUACUUGAUUAUCGAGAGUAGCUCCUACCAUGUACACAGGAACAAGAAAUUGUAUCUGAGAAGCGUAUGUACUUGAUUAGAUAGAUAGAUAGAUAUAAAAAACUGAAAAGUUGAUGGACAUAUUUAUAGAAUGGUCCGGUUCCACAAAAGUAUGUUUAAUUUUAAUCGUGAUCAACUUAAUUUCACGAGAACUAAUAAGAGAAGGCUUUUUCGAAAUAGUACUUUACGUAACAAGUCCGGUAACGAUAAUUUACCUCAUAAGUAUGAUUGUUUCUGCCCGAAACGUAGUUGAGGGCAGAAUUAUCAUACGAAUGCGGUAAAUACGUUACCGUACAAGUUACGUACAAUAUUUUUUGUCAUACUUAUCUGAGAAAGAAUAAUAUUGCUGAGAAACAGAAACCAUUACCUGCUGCUGCUCGAGCUACUGCAUUCUAUAAACAUGACCUAGCCCGUAGCGCCUAGUUCAUAACAGACAGACCCUUCGAGCUCAAAUAAAAUAAUAAGGGCCUAAAUUAUGAGAUUUCAGAUGAGUUCUUAUAACUUGAAACUCCUUAAAUGAGUUCUUUAAUUAUUUGAGUUAGUAUAUUAAUUACUCAGAUGCUAUUAGGACUUAGUAGAGUCCUAACAUACUCGACUGAAGAGAGAACAUUAUCAUUUCUUUACAGUAUAGUAUGCUGUAAUGAAAAUCACAUGUUUUCUUGUUCUGCAAACAGCUGUUUACCGGCUUGAUUCAAUGCAUGAAAAACAGCUGCAAUUGAGUAAGUAUGACAAAAAAAUGUUUCAAUCGUGAUUAAUUUCACCAGAACGAAUCAGUGAAGGAUUUUUCGAAAAGAAGGAUUUUAAUGGUGAUUAAUUUCACGAGAACUAAUCAGAGAAGGCUUUUUCGAGAAGAAGUCUUCUUUGAUUGGUUCUCGUUAAAUUAAUCACGAUUGAAAUUUAACCGGCUUUUGUGCAACUGGCACAUAGUAUUGUAUUUUCUAUUGAAUAGACAGACGUAUCAAUACAAUUCUAUUACAUAACAAGACAGAACAUUUUAUAGAUUUUUAAAAUAAGUAUUCAAUUUUCUAUAGAAUAAAGUUCCAAUAGAAUUUUAUUACAUCAUGGCAGAUAUUUUAUCAAAGAAUUUUUGAAAAUAUCAGUAUAGUGUGGUAUUCCCAACUACUGUAUAUGGCUAGGAAGAUAAUUAUAUUUCUUCAUUGUGAGAAUGUACUAGAAUACGCUGAGCUUGAUUACUAACUGGAGGUAGCACCCACUGGUCGAGGGAAAGCGUUCAAUACACUGAGCUGAAUAAUAAAUAACUGAAUAAUAAUAACUAUUAAUAAUAAUAACUGGAUAAUAAUAAUAAUUAUAGGACUACAGAGUUGUCAAUUCUCUUUUACCACCGCCUUCUACAGUAGGCUAGAUAGCUAUGAUUCAAGUUAUUCCAGUUUAUCUGAUAUAUUAAUAUCAAUAAUUGAUAUUAUUGUUGAUUCUUGUUAAUAAUGAUCAACUCUAUCUGAAAUAUUUCUAUUCGUCAAGAAAAUGUGUUUUCUCUUGAUUUAGUAACAUAUUUUCAUAAUUGAGUUGAAAUAUUUUGGUAGUUAAUUAAAUUUCUUUAUUGCCAAUAAAUGAUUUGGCAACAGAACGGAGGUAGAAAAUGAUAGCGCUAUUUACUUUGUCUAAUUACGGACAAGGAUAGCAAACCAAUGUUAAUCAGGAGCUGACUUAAUUUGGUAAAAUCUUACUAUAGGCUACCCAUAGAUACUGCUACCUCCAGUUAGUGAUUUAGCUCAAUGCUACAAUUUAAAGGGAGAGGAAAACUCAAUCUGAGAAGCUUCCCACUUUAUUGGAAAGUUCAAACUAAAAAUAGAAUUGUUCUGUAUAGUAGGUGGUACAAAUACAAGCAUUACUUUAGUUUUAGCUGAAUAGUCAGAAAGUUAAUCUGUUAAAAAUAUACCCCACAAUUUUAUUUAUAGGAAGGAGAAAUAUAAAUCUAAAUGCAUUUUUGUACUUGAUUAGGAAGCUCAAACUGAGAAAUUAUAGAUAAUAAUUUAUAGACAAUUUUAUAUACUUCUAUUAAACUUUGACAAAAAUGUUUUAGGCCUACUUAUUUAAAAUGAAAAUACAACACCAUUGUUUGAACCACACAACUACAGUACCUACCGUACAUAAGUGGUCGAGAGAUUGUGAAUAUAGACCAAUAUUGUGAAAUCAACAUUUAGGAAACUAUAUGAGAAUAAGGAAAUACAACAAUCGAACAUUUUUUAACUAAUACUAGAUUUAAAAGUUUUUUUUUUAAAGUUCUAGUAAAACAAUAAUCUCUCAACAUGGAUUUUAAUUUGAAACAAUAUCCUUUUACUGUAACCGUAGAAUAUAAGACUAGAAUAGAAUACGGUAGUAGCUAUGCUCUCUCUAUGGUGUAACAAAGUUAUAAUUAAAAGCUGUUUUGCUUAAGAGACUGGAGUUAUUUGUUGGUUUUUCAUUUAGCUUUGAAAUAUUAUGUUAUUGAGAUAAUAAUUGUAAUAGGGAUUUGUUGAAUAUUAUCUAUUAUUGUUAGCGAAAUAUAUUAUUUGGUGAUUGUUAUUAAAUUUAUGUCUAUUGAAAUGUGUACGCAUAAGCCUUUUUAACGCAAUAUUCUUGUAAUAGAACAUUUUGUUUGUAUUGUUGAAUAAAUAAUUGUAUUUUUAUAAA
Messenger RNA from Nilaparvata lugens (brown planthopper), 5525 nucleotides. RefSeq names its product cytoplasmic aconitate hydratase. NCBI's taxonomy places the organism in Eukaryota, Metazoa, Arthropoda, Insecta, Hemiptera, Delphacidae. The transcript has 17 exons. Gene Ontology annotation, molecular function: 4 iron, 4 sulfur cluster binding; aconitate hydratase activity. The record is from RefSeq and is a predicted model, not a curated record. Gene Ontology annotation, cellular component: mitochondrion; cytosol. The coding region runs from base 134 to 2809 and encodes 891 amino acids. Gene Ontology annotation, biological process: citrate metabolic process; tricarboxylic acid cycle.